AUGUUGAGAGCAUCCAGAGCGUGGAAACAAGUGCCCACGGCAGCCAAAUCAUGGAACCGUACUUUGGCUGCUUCAAGUCGUCGUUUAGCCGAUGUUUCUGUUACCAUCGAUGGCCGCACCGUCCAAAUCGAAGCUGGAAGUUCGAUUAUUCAAGCUGCUGACAAGGCAGGAGUUACCAUACCUCGUUACUGUUACCAUGACAAACUCGCAAUUGCAGGAAAUUGUAGAAUGUGUCUUGUGGAUGUGGAAAGAAUGCCCAAAUUGAUUGCCUCUUGUGCCAUGCCGGUUCAAAAUGGAAUGGUUGUUCACACCGAUUCAGAGAGAAUCCACAAGGCUCGGGAAGGAGUGACCGAGAUGUUAUUGGAGAACCAUCCUCUUGAUUGUCCUGUUUGUGACCAAGGUGGAGAGUGUGAUUUGCAAGAACAAUCUCAGCGUUACGGGUCAGACCGUGGCCGGUUUAGAGAAGUUGCCGGUAAGAGAGCGGUUGAAGACAAGCCAAUUGGGCCCUUGGUCAAGACCCUGAUGAACCGGUGUAUCCACUGUACUCGUUGUGUACGUUUCAUGAACGAUGUUGCAGGUUCUCCGGAAUUAGGAACCGCCGGAAGAGGUAACGACAUGCAAAUCGGAACAUACAUCGAACGUAAUAUCAACUCGGAGAUGUCCGGUAACAUCAUCGACCUUUGUCCCGUUGGUGCUUUGACUUCCAAGCCAUAUGCUUUCAAGGCUCGUCCUUGGGAGUUGAGAAGAACUGAAACCAUCGACGUUAUGGAUGCAGUGGGAAGUAAUGUUAGAGUUGAUGCUAGAGGAGCAGACGUCAUGAGAGUUCUUCCUCGUUUGAACGAUGACAUUAAUGAGGAGUGGAUCAGUGACAAGAGUCGUUUCGCUUGUGAUGGUUUGAGAACCCAAAGAUUGACCCUUCCAUUGAUCAAGAACGGUUCCAAUUUUGUUCCUGCUACUUGGGACGAAGCCCUCAGUACCAUUGCUGCUGGAUUUGCCAAGGUCAAGCCACAAGGUGAUGAGGUCAAGGCAGUGGCUGGUGCGCUCGCCGACGUCGAAUCUAUGGUAGCUUUGAAGGAUUUGAUCAAUCGUUUGGGCUCUGAAAACGUUACCACAGAUGUCGAACAAAACGUCGAUGUUCACGGUGCUGACUUUAGAUCAAACUACGUUUUCAACAGCACCAUUGAUGGCAUCGAAGAUGCCGACCAAAUUCUCUUGAUCGGUACUAAUCCUCGUCACGAAGCUGCUGUGUUGAAUGCCAGAAUCAGAAAGGUUUGGUUACGCUCAGACCUUGAAAUUGCCCAAGUUGGAGAACAGUUCGAUUCCACCUUUGAUGUCAAGAACCUCGGUACCGAUGUCAAGGCAUUGGAAAAGGCUCUCACUGGUGCUUACGGUAAGAAAUUGGCUGGUGCCAAGCGUCCAUUGAUCAUUGUUGGAUCUGGAGCUGCCGAGUCAGAAGAUGCCGCUGCCAUUUACAAGACUGUUGGUGACUUUGUUUCGAAGAACUCCAACUUCAACACUGAAGAAUGGAACGGUCUUAACCUCCUUCAUCGUGAGGCAUCUAGAGUUGGUGCCUUGGACGUUGGUUUCAGCACUUUUAAUGAAGAAACUAAGAAGACUACUCCCAAGUUUGUCUACUUACUUGGAGCCGACGAAGUAAACCCCGGUGAUAUUCCUAAGGAUGCCUUUGUGGUUUACCAGGGUCAUCAUGGUGAGACCGGAGCUGCUCUUGCCGACGUCAUUUUGCCAGGUGCAGCCUACACUGAAAAGUCUGCCACCUACAUCAAUACUGAAGGAAGAACCCAGGUUACUCGUUCUGCUACAAACCCUCCACAAUCUGCCCGUGAGGACUGGAAGAUUAUCAGAGCACUCUCAGACUACUUGAACGCCCCAUUGCCUUAUGACGAUUUAUAUGCCCUUAGAGGACGUUUGGGCCAGAUUGCUCCUCACUUGGUGAGACAUGGAGUGGUGGAACCAGCAUCUUCUGAUGUGGCAGCACUCGGUGUGCAAGAUUUGGUGACGAGAAACAGUAAGGCAUCUCCAGUUGGAAUCCAAUUGAAGAACCCAAUCACCAACUUCUACUUUACCGAUGUCAUUUCUCGUUCUUCUCCAACCAUGGCCAAGUGUGUCGCUUCGUUUGGACCUCAAAUCGAAAAGGUUGUCUCUGACGGACCUUCCUUGUAA
Messenger RNA from Meyerozyma guilliermondii ATCC 6260, 2181 nucleotides. RefSeq lists its product as uncharacterized. Gene Ontology annotation, biological process: ATP synthesis coupled electron transport. The coding region runs from base 1 to 2181 and encodes 726 amino acids. The record is from RefSeq and is a predicted model, not a curated record. The transcript has a single exon. Gene Ontology annotation, molecular function: NADH dehydrogenase (ubiquinone) activity; iron-sulfur cluster binding. Lineage: Eukaryota; Fungi; Ascomycota; Pichiomycetes; Serinales; Debaryomycetaceae. Gene Ontology annotation, cellular component: membrane.